This is a messenger RNA of Rhagoletis pomonella (apple maggot), 631 nucleotides long. RefSeq lists its product as uncharacterized. NCBI's taxonomy places the organism in Eukaryota, Metazoa, Arthropoda, Insecta, Diptera, Tephritidae. The transcript has 2 exons. The record is from RefSeq and is a predicted model, not a curated record. The coding region runs from base 9 to 539 and encodes 176 amino acids.
CAGAUGAUAUGCGAAGUUCGCGCUUUGAUUGCAACGGUAAACAAAAAAUCCAAAUCAACGCUGAUAUGCCGUUAUACUUAAUUGAUUGUGAGCGUAAGUACUAUGGACAUGGUUGGAAAUUGAUUGCUAGUUUGGAUGCAAGGCAUCGAAAGCGUUUGAACGAAAAAAAUCAAUAUGAACAAAUUAAUGGAUAUGAGAACUGGGAGCGCAGCGACAGCGCGAGUGACUACUUUAUCGGCUUCGAACAUUUGCAUGCCAUAACAGCAAGUAAGGGAGCGCAUGAAUUGCUGAUAUUAACACACGAUCAGCAGUAUGGUGAGCGGAUGGUGCGGGAGUCUGUUAAACACUUCAUGCAUUACCGCUCAUUUGCUCUAGCUGACGCAAGUAAUGACUAUAAACUGCUAUCGCUAGACGGCUAUGAAGGUGAUAUUAUUGACCCAUUGAAGGCAAUGCUGGGAAAGCCAUUUUCAGUCGCCCAGUUAGACGUGGCAGACACGGACCGGGUUACAAUGUUUGUGAGAAGUGAGGAAAUGACUUAAUUAUAUACAAAUGUUGUAUGUAUGUACACAUAUAUGUGAAUUAGCAGUGUUGUUGGAACUUAUGUAUGCAUGGACAUGCACGAGCUUACUUA